Ruditapes philippinarum (Manila clam) is the source of this 1753-nucleotide messenger RNA. RefSeq lists its product as uncharacterized. Lineage: Eukaryota; Metazoa; Mollusca; Bivalvia; Venerida; Veneridae. The coding region runs from base 490 to 1497 and encodes 335 amino acids. The record is from RefSeq and is a predicted model, not a curated record. The transcript has 6 exons.
GUUAAAAGCAGAUUGUCAUAUCAAAUAAUUAUAUUGCACAUGACUUAAAGUAUCAUGAUAUUCACCAGUUGUUUAUCUCAACAUAUGUUGCAUUCUGGAAUAUUAGAAUACGUUAAACGAGAUGAAAUUACUCAUUUUGUUGCAAUUUAGUGUCAAUUUUCUUUGUUACGUUGGUAAAUUAGUGACGAUUGCUUUCUGAACAAAAUAUGAGAAAUAUAGUGUGUGUGAGAAUUUAUACAGUAAUUAACGCAAGAAAAGCACUGGAUACAUACAUUGGUCCGAUACUCGUGCCUGUGCUCGAAACUGUUCCUUUGUACCAAUCUGAGAGGGCAAUCUAAUAGAGAGCCAACUUUUUGUUGGAAAAAGCCAAUUACUUCAUGUUCAGACCAUUAUCGUGUGUAUGUUGACAUUUUCUAUACUGUACGUGUACGUUGACAUUUCUGAAAAAACGACAUCAUUUUUGUCCCUAUAUGAUAAAGAAUUGGAACAAUGAAAAUGCAGACCAACGAAGUUACGAGAGUCUCUUCAUUUAAGACAGUUAAAAGGCCGACAGUUAAAAAAUGUGAAAAGAAAGGAUUUCGGUUAUUUUCAUCAUCACCAAAACUAAAACAAACACGAUUGACACUCGAAACAUUACAAUAUCUUACUCCCUUCAGUAAAGGAAACGAUUUAGUUUCAGAUGCAGCACGUGGAAUUCUGCUUAAUAGAAUCCGAACGGACAAAAGUGUGCACAAACUUUAUUUCUCGGAUACCGUAAAAGACAUUCGAAUCUCUGAGGAGGAUUUCCAAGGCUUUCCAAUAGAGAAGCUCGCGGUUGCUAUGGUUGCAGAAGCUAUCUCGACCUGUAACGACGAGUUAAAGUUUCACUGUACGAUUGAAAGGAACAAUUUGGCAACUGUUCUAGAAGAGGUUUAUCAAAGUGUACACUGGAAGAAACUAGGAUUUUCAUUAUAUACAAAGUUAUAUCCGAGCGUGGUGAGAGAUGAUAAGUUGAACAUUAACCUACAAGAUUUUAUAGAUGACAACGGUCCUGAGUGGGCGGAGCGAAUUAUCGAGCGCAUGACAGAACCAUCAUGGACGAUGCAGUGGGUAGAGAAAAUAAUCCGUGGCCAAGUGACAGAGGAAGGUUAUAACACUGAGAUGAAUGCUCUAUUUGUUAAACUUCACUUGCUCGAUCCUCAGUCUGUCAUACCAACUUACCAUUUGCUCAAUCAUAUAAAAGCUCUUCCCGAGUGCAAUUUAGAACUAGCAACACGGAACUACCUCGGCGGACCACUUGAUUGCACGGAGAUUACAGAUCAUGUUAAGAGAGCUAUAGCAAAAGAAACCCAUCCAGUGAGUGUAUCAAAACUAUCCCUGGAAGACAUUGAGGUGUUUUACGGCCUGGAAGUAGAAGAUUUUAUACUGUCAGAAGUAAGAGACUUGGGUGUAUGGAAUGGAAGGAGACCAGACAAUAGAAAACAAUCAAAGAUUCAAGACCGGUGUAGAAUUAUGUGAUUUAAAAGUAUGCAAUAACAAAAACAGUUAAAAAAUAAGAAUAUUUCAGCGAAUCACACAGACCAAACAGUCUGUACACAUUUCAAUGCACAUUAUAUUUGAUGUUAUGUUUUUGACAGCUAGUUCAUGUCUAUAUAAUAUUUGAUAAAACAACCCAUUUCCCUUCAUUAUAAAUGCGCAGCGCCUGACCAAUUUAAUUUUGUAAAUAGGUACUAAUAAACGUAACUAUACUUAAAGACAAGGUAUAAUAUUUUAA